Messenger RNA from Penicillium verhagenii, 663 nucleotides. RefSeq lists its product as uncharacterized. The record is from RefSeq and is a predicted model, not a curated record. Lineage: Eukaryota; Fungi; Ascomycota; Eurotiomycetes; Eurotiales; Aspergillaceae. The transcript is spliced from 2 exons. Bases 1 to 663 code for a protein of 220 amino acids.
AUGGGGAAUUUUGAUAACUCCAAUAAUCUCUGGGAGAAUAUGGAAACAGAUUUCCAAUUCCCUAGCGAUGAAGAUAUCAUGGCGACAGAAAUAAACAAUAUCACCUAUGAUUCAUCCGUUUCUGGAGAACCAUGGCAGAAUGAUUUUGAUCAUUUGAUUUGCGAGUUCAUACCAAAUGGUGGCUUUAACACUAUACAACAAGAAAUUCCUGGAGAUAUUGGCGAACUUCCAGAUUUACCCUCCCCAACAAAGAUUCGAAAAUUCGAAGAGUUUCACAAUCUGUAUUCUCACACAUUUUCUACGACUUCAAAUACAAGUGAUGCAAUAUUACCUAUUGCCAUACCGUCCGACAACGAAUCAUCGGCACCCGAUUUAACAGUCCCUUGUGCGAGCCAAGGACCCUCACCCAAGAUGACCUACAACUGGACUGUUCCUUCACAGCCUAAAAACGAGAUCGAAAGGUUGAGUGAUCGUAUGGGGGAUUUGGAUCGUCGGUUCCUGGAGCUGGAGACCCGUUUUGGCUGUUUACAGAAUAGUUUGGAAAACUUUCAUAAUACGGUGAAUGAAGUUGGGGAAAAAAUCAAAAUCUUUGAUGGUUAUCUUAUAGAAAUUAUCAAGAGGGAGAAGGAGGCUAUGGAAGAGUUUUUACAGCUAAAGGUAUAG